This is a messenger RNA of Colletotrichum abscissum, 963 nucleotides long. RefSeq lists its product as uncharacterized. The transcript has 2 exons. The record is from RefSeq and is a predicted model, not a curated record. Lineage: Eukaryota; Fungi; Ascomycota; Sordariomycetes; Glomerellales; Glomerellaceae. Bases 1 to 963 code for a protein of 320 amino acids.
AUGUUAGCUUCAAUGCUAGGAGUGGUCUUGAGCCUCUCACUUUACUCUCUCGGUGUCUUGUCACAAGAAGCGUCGUGUUACGCACCGGACGGCACCCUCGCGGAUAACGAAACGUACGUUCCGUGCAACAAACUCGGUAUCAACCAGGCUGGAGUCUUCUCGAGCUGCUGUGCUCUUGAUGGUCCUCCAGAACAACGCGAUAUCUGCUCCUCUUCCGGUCUCUGUAUCAAUCGUCAGCAACAGCCGCAACGCGGCUUCUGCACCGACAAGACGUGGAAGAGCAAGGCUUGCAACCAUGUCUGCACUGAUAUCCAGACCGGCGGGAACCCGAGCAACAUCAGCUUCAUGACCGCAUGUAACGACGGCACAGCCAAGUAUUGCUGUGGACAAUCAAACACCACGUGCUGCGGUACCAGUGAAGCGUUUACAAUCGCUACUCAGGAGGCGGUAUGCACAGCGAACACGACCAACACCGAUGGAACUACAGAUGAUGGGUCCGCGUUCAAAGGCGCCACUAUUGGUCUCGCUGUCGUCGCCGGUGUUUGCCUCUUGGCCGGUCUGGUAUCAACCUUUUGGCUCUGGAACCAAAACAAGAAACUAAAGAAGGAAUUGGCCGAAAAGGCGGAAGCUCCGAGCCAACCGAUGGAACCGCAAUACACCGGCGCAACGAGUUCGUAUGCUGCAACCUCGCCACCAACAGGGUAUAAGCCUCCGUACAGCACAUCACCGCCCCCAACCAUGUCGCCAGGCUCAGAGUAUCAUUCAAGCAACAUUCAUCGAUACUCUGAAUUGGAUGCAUCAGCAGCUGUGGCGAGGAGCGAGAUGGGAUCGCCUUCUCCAUAUGACCAACAACAACAUCAGCAGGGCCGGGACUCGCCGGCUCCUAGUCACCAACACGGACAUGGGCACCGGCAUGAGAGUUACGGGAGCCCAAUGCACUCACCGAAUCUGCCUCAAUCAUAG